AUAUAUAUAUAUAUAUAUAUAUGUGUGUGUGUGAUUGUGUUGAGUAAUAGUUGUGAAAAUGAUGAUCUAUGUAUUGUUUUUCCUCAUAUAUUUUUUGAGAAGUCAUGUUUGUCUUAAUGAAGGAACUCAAACUAUACUAAAGGAAUAUUUGGAGUUGGAGAGACAAAUUCAGCCUAUUAAUAAGCCUCCUAUAAAGAGUAUUCAUACGGAGUUUGGAGAUAUUAUUGAUUGUAUUGACAUUUACAAACAACCAUCAUUUGAUCAUCCUUUAUUGAAGGACCAUAAGUUACAGAAAAAACCCAACUUUCACAAUUUGACUGGAGAAUCAAGUCACACAAAUUUAGGAACUAGGUUCAAGUUUGGAUUGAGUAAAGAUGAAUGUCCGAAGGGGACUGUUCCUAUACUCAGAACAAGAAAAGAUGACCAUAUUCGAGAACAAUCAAUGUUAAACAAUCAUAUAUUGGCUGAAGGCCUUCCUGGUAUUCAUCUUGCAGAAAUUUACCUUUUACGAAAAUAUGGUCCUUAUUACGGUGUGACAGGAAUAAAUAGUAUUUAUAAUCCACGGGUUGAUUCAAAGCUUCAAAUCUCUAUGUCUCAUGUAUGGGUUGAAAAGGGAGUAAGAACAUCCGGUAACAAGAUCUCAGUAGGAUGGCAUGUGGCUCCACAACUAUACGGUGAUUAUGCAUCCCAUUUUUAUACUUCGUGGACGUCAGAUAACUACCAGAAGACGGGAUGUUACAAUAUUCAAUGUGCAGGUUUUAUUCAGACUAGCAAAAUACAUUAUCUUGGUGCACGCAUAACCAAUGUAUCUGUCUACGGUGGAUCGGUUUAUGACUCUUUACUUUCUAUUUCUAUGGAUCCAACGACCAAAAAUUGGUGGGUAAUUAUAAACAAUAAGUUUAUUGGAUAUUUUCCAGCAAAAUUGUUCUCCAACCUAAACAAAGCUGACCAUGUAGGAUGGGGUGGAAGAACAUAUACUGAGCCUGCAGGUUCUUCGAGUCCUCAAAUGGGAUCUGGACAUUUUCCUGAUGAUAGUGCGUGUUACUUUAGACAGAUGUCAUUUCAAGAUGAAUCCAGACUAGCUAAGGAACCUAAUGAACAUCAAAUGUAUCCCUUCGUUGACAAACCCACUUGUUACAAUAUUAGAAACAAAGGAGAUAAAACCCGCCACUUUGGUUACCUUUUCGAGUUUGGAGGACCUGGUGGUAGUUGUGGCGAUUAAUUUAUUUUCAAUUAAAUUUUAUAUCGAAUAAAGAAAACUAUCAUAUUUAUAAUAUAUUACUUUGAUA
Vigna unguiculata (cowpea) is the source of this 1289-nucleotide messenger RNA. RefSeq names its product protein neprosin-like. NCBI's taxonomy places the organism in Eukaryota, Viridiplantae, Streptophyta, Magnoliopsida, Fabales, Fabaceae. The record is from RefSeq and is a predicted model, not a curated record.